AUACAUCAUGCUUUCUGUUUGUGCGGCCAGGUGGAACAUUUGAUAGCUGCCUGCCACCACAGGCACAUUUUUAGAUGGAAAUUACUCCCCCCCGGCACCCGCGGACCUUGACAAAUGGCCCUGGGCUGGAGCUGAUUGGCUCUGGGCACCCCUGGGCAACUUUAAAUUUCGGCACAGGGUGCAGAGCCCCCAGCAUCGCCUGCGGAACUGGGCUCCGAGCAGCACAGGUAACCUCCCUCCCCCCUGCCCUCAGUCUGCAGCACAGGGCUGCACCUCACAGCGGGUCAUGCUGUGCCCCCAGGAGCCAGCCAGGAUGCGUGCAGCCCUCUUCUGCCUCUGCCUCUACCUGCUGGGCACCGUGCUGCCCAUGCCCGUGCCACCUCCAUCCAGGGUGAGAGGAAACUGCCCUGGACAGCACCAGAUACUGCUGAAAGGUUGCAACACCAAACACGGCUUCUAUCUAUUCAAAUACAUAUACUACUUCACGCGGAGAAACCAGACACAGGUCAAGAAAGAAGAAGGUGACCACCAGGGCACAGUCCAUGGCCGCUGGCUGGGUAAGGCGGAUGGGGAGGCCCUGGGGCAAGGUAUUGGAAGCAGCCAUGUGCCAGAGGACAAGGAGAGCCCCAAGCCCCACAGCCACAUCACUCCAGCAAGCAAAGGGGAAGGCCGUGCUCUGCGCCCCAGUAUCAUUGACAGCAACGGUGUGUAUCCCACCUCGACCAGUGUGGAAGGCAGCGGUGACAUGGGUUCGAUGUUGCUGGGGGAGAUCAUCGAUGGUGAAGAUGGCCUCCCCCAAAGCACUCACCCUGGUGGACCUCAUGGAGAUGGCAAUGGUGGUAACGGUGUUACACUGGGAGUCCUGGUGGAUGGGGCUGUGACAGCGGGGAGGGAGAGGGCCACCGAUUCGGAAGGGGUUGGGGGUGAGGACAGCAGCCAUGCCACUGUGCCCGACCAAGGGCAAGUGGGCACCGUGGGGACGGGAGACUCUGCCAUCACCUCUGUCACCAAGAAGGAGGAUGUCCAUGUGGAUGCGGAAGGCAUAGAUGAGUUUGCAUUCAUCCCUGAUGUAGACGCUGUCACCAUCACCCAGGGGCAGGACGGUGAAACACAUAUCUCUCCAGAAGAUGAGGUGAAGAUUUUCGUUGGAAGACCCAACAUCCAAGUGGGUGAGAAUGACAGCAGUAUGGGCAGCACUGGUGCUACCAGAGAGGCCAAUGUCAUCCCUAUGGCGGUGACUGCCAGGCCUCAUGGACACCCUGAGGAAUCAGCCACCAUGGACACCCUGCAUCAUGGGGACAGUGCCGCCAGUAGGUCUGGGGGCCACCCUUCUGUGGGAAACAGUGGGGAUGGUGCCACUGCUAUCCACAGCGGACAAGAGCUGGGGGCCCCCAGCCUUCGGGAGGGCACUGGUGAUGAUGCCACUGUCAUCAUAACAGCCGGUGGCCAAAGAGGCAAGGGGAGAAGCGGGCAGAGGCCAAUGGGAAAGCAUAGCCUUCCUGCUACCAUGACAACUCGGGGUGCCAGAGGUACAGCCUCCUUAGGGCUGACUACGGGGGACUGCAGCACUGCUGCCAGCACACCAUCUAGGAAAGGGAGCCAGAUGUCCACUGCAGGGCAAGGAGAGAGCAGGGAGGUGGGGACAGCAGGCCCAGAGCGACAGAGGGCUAGGGCCCAGCAAGAGGUGGCACCAGCACCUGGUGUGGUGGGAGGAAUGGUGGUCCCAGAGGGGCAUGGGAUCAGGACCUGGACGGAGGUGGCAUCAGCACCUGGCAUAGUGGAGACAGCAGUCCCAGAGAGGCACAGGAACAGGGCUCUGCAAGAAGUAGCACCAGUACCCAGCAUGGUGGGGAAAACAGUGACCUCAGAGAGGCACAGGGCCAGGAUACGACCAGAAUCAGCCAGGCUGGGACAAGCAGCGAGGCCAGAGGUGGUGCCAGCACCCAACACCGUGGAGGGAAUUGUGGCCCCAGAGAGGAACCGGGCCAGGGUUUGGCCAGGGGCAGCACCAGCACCUGGAGUGUUGGGGGUGGCCAGGCCAGCCCCUAGCAGAGCCUAUAAUGGGGACAAAAGAAAUGCCGUGGGAAAGUCCACAGAUGUGCCAAGGGAUCCCUGGAUGUGGGGCAGCGCCCACCCCCAGGCCCAGAACACCAGGGGCAGCAAGGUGGCAGGAGGCUUUGCCCACCUGCACGGAGGGCAAAGGAUGGGGGGCCUGACAGAGCUGGAGCACUCCAGGCAGGUGGAGCAGGUGAGGCACGCCGACCGGCUGCGCCUGCAUGAGCGGGCCCUAUAUGGCCUCAGUGGGGUGGGCGGUCCUCUGCAGCCCCCCGCAGCCCACGCUGACCCCUGGAGUGCCGACAGCAGCCAGUCUUAUGAGGGGCAGUGGGGCAGCCACAGCAACAGCGCUGAGGAGGAUGGCGAGGUCAGAGGGUAUCCCCACGGCCGGGGGUCCUUCUGAGGAGCGCCCUCAAAAGUGUCAGGGUGAUGCAGCACCCUCUCGGCGGUGUAGGAUAGCAUUGUUUCCAAGGAAAAACGUGGGGAGAAAAGCCCUCCAACUUCAUCGUGCUUCUGAAGAAAUAAAGGCAUUUCUGUCACUA
Meleagris gallopavo (turkey) is the source of this 2597-nucleotide messenger RNA. It is a transcript of the gene MEPE, whose product is annotated as matrix extracellular phosphoglycoprotein. Gene Ontology annotation, cellular component: extracellular matrix. The record is from RefSeq and is a predicted model, not a curated record. Gene Ontology annotation, biological process: biomineral tissue development. Gene Ontology annotation, molecular function: extracellular matrix protein binding. NCBI's taxonomy places the organism in Eukaryota, Metazoa, Chordata, Aves, Galliformes, Phasianidae.